Trypanosoma theileri is the source of this 1260-nucleotide messenger RNA. RefSeq names its product putative radical SAM domain protein. Gene Ontology annotation, molecular function: catalytic activity; 4 iron, 4 sulfur cluster binding. The transcript has a single exon. Gene Ontology annotation, biological process: wybutosine biosynthetic process. The coding region runs from base 1 to 1260 and encodes 419 amino acids. Lineage: Eukaryota; Euglenozoa; Kinetoplastea; Trypanosomatida; Trypanosomatidae. The record is from RefSeq and is a predicted model, not a curated record.
AUGAAAACUAUUGAGAAGAGUUGUCGUCCCAUGUUGUCGGACAAACGCCGUGAGACACUCGGGUCCAUGUACACUCUGGUAGGCAGUCACAGUGCAGUUAAACUCUGCCGCUGGCAAAAGUCCAUGAUGCGUGGAAGAGGCGGUUGUUACAAGUGGACAAUGUAUGGAAUUGAGUCGCAUCGUUGUAUGGAGGCAACUCCAAGUAUGGCUUGUGCGAAUAAGUGUGUUUUCUGUUGGAGAUUAAAUACGAACCCUACAGCCACAGAGUGGAAAUGGCAAAUUGAUGAUCCAGAAGUUAUUGUGGAAGGAAUGUUAUCUAGUCAUAAGAAUCUUAUUCAUGGUGUGAUGGGUAUGCCUGGGGUAACAGAAGAAAGAUUAGAUGAGGCUAUGAAUCCAAAACAUUGUGCACUUUCUUUAGUUGGAGAAGCUAUUUUGUAUCCAUAUGUGAAUAAAUUUAUUCACAACCUUCAUAAUAAGGGAAUAUCAACAUUUCUUGUAAACAAUGGUCAAUUCCCUGAUGCGUUGAAGGAAUUAAAACCUGUUACACAGUUAUAUUUGAGUGUAGAUGGACCUAAUAAGGAAGUUAUGAAGGUUUUAGAUCGACCAGUUUUUCCUGAUUUUUGGGACCGAUUUAACCAGAGUAUACUUCAUAUGAGAGAAAAGAAGGAAAGAACAGUUUUUCGUUUAACUAUGAUUAAUGGAUUUAAUAUGAGUGAAGAAAAUAUUCCAGAAUAUCGAAACAUCUUUGAAACCGGUAGACCAAACUUUAUUGAACUUAAACGCCUUACACCUGCCUUUUCUGGAGAUAUGCGGACUAUACUACGAAUAAAGAAUGUCCCCUCGUGGGAUCAACUGAAGGCGUACAGUAAACGACUGUGUGAGAGUAUUUUUGACGGGAAAGAGUAUGAAGUUGCAUCCUUGCACGAACACUCUGGUUGUAUUCUAUUAGCGCAGAAAAGAUUUAGACUUGAUGGUCAAUGGCACACAUGGAUUGACUUUGACAAGUUCAACAGAAUGAUUCUUGAUCCUGUUCUUUCUUCCACCAUUACGGCUGACGGUUAUCUGCGGCCCACACCAGCGUGGGCACUCUCAGACUCUGAAGGGGAGGGAUUUGAUCCCACACAGACAAGACACAUAUCGACAAGACGGCAGAAGUACAUGGGGAAAUCAGAAGCGUCUGAAUCUCAAGAAGAAGGAAUAAAAGCGGAGGAGAAUGACAAUGAGGAAGAAAAGAAACAAAUCAAAGAAAACAUACAAUAA